This is a messenger RNA of Oryzias melastigma (Indian medaka), 4367 nucleotides long. Its product is annotated as coiled-coil domain-containing protein 81. NCBI's taxonomy places the organism in Eukaryota, Metazoa, Chordata, Actinopteri, Beloniformes, Adrianichthyidae. Gene Ontology annotation, cellular component: centrosome. The record is from RefSeq and is a predicted model, not a curated record. The transcript is spliced from 15 exons. Bases 142 to 1665 code for a protein of 507 amino acids.
CAGCAUUACAAGUGCGCUUCUCAGUCACGUGCGCGCUAUUUGUCCGCGCGGUUCCGAGCGCGCGCCACAAGUUCCUCAGGGAGUCAUCGGAGCAGAGCAAGACUGUCUGUCCAUCUUCUAAUAGGCUUUUAUCUGCUGGAGAUGAUGGAUAUAAUCGGCCUGCUGAAGGAAGAGGACACACGAGGAUCGCGUUUUCUCUCCCAACUUUCCAAAAAAGAUUUUGAAUUUGUGUGGGGCGCCAUAUCGUUCUACAUUGAACGUCAGAUGACUUUACAGAAAGGGGUCCACUUGCCGGGACUAGGAACCUUCACGUUCUCUCAGCAGAACCUGGACAUUGGACACAAGUUCAUCAGAAACCAACAACCCAUCUUCAUCGUUGCUGGGAAACUGGCUGGAUGUCUUGGUUUAAAGCAGGAUGCUCCACUGGCUGCAGCAACACACCUGCCUGUGGUGCAGCUGAACUUUGCAGCCGUGUCCCAGGACUCUCCAUUCAGCCGUGAAGUUGUGGAGGGAUGCUUUAGAGAAACGCUGGAGCUGCUCUACGGAGCUUUGGCCUCUCAGAAACACGUGUCUCUUCCCUUCAAAGGAGUUGGAAUUCUGUCUUUUAAUAAUAACAAGGUCCAGAUGAAGUUCAACAGAGAUUUUCUUAAUGCUACGAGUAGAACUGUGAGGCUUCAGACUGGCUUGAACUUGAGAGCAGACAGCAAGGUUUCUUCAAUCCCUAACAAGCCACAGCUAAAAAACUCUGUCCUCCAGCUGAAUGUGUCACUUUCUCACAAAGGCAAAGCUAUUGGCAAAGACAGAGGCAGCUUAUCAGCAAAAACAGACCAGAGGAGGAAUGCAAAAGAGGUUGCCCAUCAGAAAGAGUCCAAAUCCCAUCAGACACUGCAGCCUGCCAAGCUGAAAGCUGUCACCAUGACUGAGGAACUGAACCCUAACCCCCUGAUGGAGGCCAUGAACAAACACAUUCCAACAGACCCAAUACAUCAGAAGCCUCUUAAUAUUGGGGAACAUCUUUUGAAGGUGCACCCUUCCAGUCACACCCAUGCUGGACAGGAGCUGUGCCACCUGUGCAUCCAGCGCGCCCAGAGAAAUACUCCUGUUUACCUGAGGGAGCAGCAGGAGGCGCAGGAGAGAGCGCAAGAAAAACUCCUACUGCUUCAUCGACACAGGAAAGAGGAGCAGGACAUGGUGCAGGAGGCGGCGAAGCUGGCUGAGCAACGCGAGCGUGCAAAGCAGACAGCCGCCCUGAACCUGAGAACGUCAGAGAAGAAGCAGAAGACGAGUCUUCCUGUCCUCCCCAGAGCAUUCCUCUUCCUGACUCGGCGGCUCACACCACCCAAGUGGAUUCAGCAGCAUCACUACAGGAGUGAUCUUCAGAGUCAGAUAGAGAGGAGACAGAAGCAGGAGGCUCUGGACCGGCAGAACAUCUUCCUCGCUGAGUGUCUCGCCCAGGUCCAGCUGACCCAAGAGACAGCUCUCCACAACGCUCAGCAGCACCAACAGAAACAGGAGAAAAUCAAGACUUACAAGGAGGCUCUGGAUGUUCAGGCAGGGAGAGCCCUCUCACGGUGGUCCUCUACUUUUGGCACUCUUCAGAUUGGGUUGUGUAAGAGUUCAGUGCAACAGCUGGGAAUGCUCAAUAACAAACCCAACCCAAGUUGAAAAAAAGAGUAAACAAGUCUGAAGAUUUUUGAUUCACAGGUUCCAAGUCAACAGUUAAAGACAAACCGGUUGAAUGCAGACAAAAUACUAUGAUCGAGCAGAUAAAACACUAUGAUCAUGUAGUACCUGUUUCAACAGGUACGACCCAAACACGAAUAAAUGAAGACACCAUAAAUCAUCUCUAAAAAUAGCAACGAGACAGAAGAAACACAUAUGUUUUAUUGUUUAUUAACAAAUAAAAUCCUGUUUAUAUAAGACCUGUGAGGAAAAUUACUAAAUGGAAACAAUUCAAAGCAGUCUCUAAGGAUUCUACAAAGGUUAGUGAUGCACUAACAUGCUUCUGUUUUUGAUUUUUAAUAAACAGUAAAAAUAUAUGUUUAUAUAUAUUCGUGAAUUUUGUAGGUCUUUAAGUAAAGAAACUAACAACUAAAAGAAACAAAUGUUUUAUACUAGAGUUGCAAUCCUGUUAUUUAUUAAUGCUGUCUGUGUCAAAAAUAGACUUUUCCUCAAAUAAUAUUAUUUGAAACUACUGAUACAGUGUUUACUAGUGGUGUAGCGAUUUAUCGAUGAAUCAAUUUAAUUAAUAAAUCGUAUCGAAUCGAACAAUAUCGUUAAAAAAUUGUUUAAAAAUUAAUAAAUUGAUAGACGAUUCGAUCUUGGAUAAAACCAUUGGAUUGAGGCAUAAAACAACCAAGGUCCAUAACAACAGACGACACACAAAAAAAGCCAUCAAAAAAUGAUUAACCAUCAUUACAGUCAAUGUGUGAAAACAUUUGAACUUUACAGUGUGGCAGAAUGUUCUAAUAAAGCUCCGUUGGUAAUAUUUUAUGUUUAAAAAGACAGUAAACUGAACUUCAUGGAACUAAGAUGUCAACGGAUUUGCCAUUAAUUCUUGUUUACUUGUUUGUUUGUGCACAUAUUUAGUUUACACUUGAUUAUCUUGCAAGAAAUACAAGGAAUCUAGAAAAGUUCUGUACUGUUCAGUUCCAGGUAUUUAUAUGUCUGAGUCAGUCAUAUAAAAGUUUUGGACAAAGAUGUUCUGGAUCGAUCUUAGAUUAGUAAAUCGGAUCAAAGUGAAUCGCUCAAAAUGAAUAAAAAUCAAAAACCAAAUCAGUAACCAAAAAUAUAAAAUCCAAUUGUUGUUAAAAUGAACUGUUACACCCCGAGUGUUUACCCAGCAUGACUUGCACUUCACCGCAGCCUCCAUUUACUAAAUCUUAGAAAAAUAAAAAAGGAAUAUCAAAUUUUUGAUUUUCCAAAUUAGCUUAUUUUACUAGUUAAACACUAUUUUAAAUAUUUUUUUCAAAACAGUAGAAAAAUAUGUGACUAAGCUGUUUUAGUCCAGUAUUUAUUUUCCAAAGACCAAAAAUAAAAUAUUUUUCUGUUAGUGAAAUGUUCUUUGUUUCACUUUUUACAACAACUUUAACAAACCACAAUCUUUUUUCGUCAUAAUUUGUAGAUAAAUCAAAUAGUCACAUGAGUUAUCUCAGUGUAUUUUUAAAAUCAAUAGUCAGAAACAAACAGGAGAACAAAGCUAUCACUUGUCCUGUCAGUAUAGGAUUUUUGUUUAAAUCUCAAAUUAAGUUCAUUUCCACAUAAGUUUAUAUUAUUCUGAGAACUCGUGAGGUUUGCUUUACAUCUGAAAUGUCCUUUUCGACUGUUUUGUAGGUGGAGAAAACAAAGUAUUUGGAAACACCAGAUUUCUUGCAGGAAAACUCAACAUUCAGGAACCGCUGUGAGACACCGUUGAUUAAUGCAGAGAACCGGGAGCGAGCACACGAGCUGUUUGAAACAAAUUUGAGCGCUGCCACUCUGAGGAAGAAUGAAGAACUGCAGAGGCGCCUGGUGCAGCUGGAGAAAGAAAGAAGGAUGCUCAGACACACUAAAAAGGAGCUGAUAAUGGACCACAUAAACCACUUUGAAAAGAAGAACAGCAUCAGCAAGUCACUGGAGGACGACUGGAGGCGUAAUAUGAAGCUCAAGCAUGAGAGGGAAGAGGAGGAAAGGCGUCAUCGCAGGUGUGCUGGUCAGCUCCUCGUAGAUAAGCUGGCAGAGUACAGACGCUGCUGUCAGUGUAAGAGGAAGACCAGCAACUGUGGACAAACCAACAUCUGGAAGGACUCUCAUUACCCUGCCGGCACACAGUUCAUGGUUUGAACAGUCAACACGAUACUGAGCUUCACUUGUAUGAAAUACGUUACAUAAUAUUUAUAUUUUUUGCUUUAAUUCCUCUUCCUUUUGUUUGUUGUUCUUUUGUUUUUAUCAAGUUGUAUCUAAAGCUAGUUAUUUCACCACUAUAGUCUGCUUAGCUUCAAUUCUUUGAACCAGAUACUUCAUAUUUCUGCAUGACAUGAUUAUAAUGUAUAAGUGCAUUAUUGUUUGUGUCUGUGUGGCUUUGGAUGAACUGACCUACUGUUGACAGACUGAUAAUGUUCUAAUAUUAAAUUAUUCAUCCUUCGUACCAACUUUAUCAUUACAUUUUUAAUGUGCACCAUCAAAAGUAUGUCAGUUCUCUGCUACUGCAAUCCUUUUAUUAAAUCUGAGUUCUUUUUUUUUUUGGUUAUUACACUACUGACUGUUUAGGAAAACUGACUCCUCCUCGUGUUCCAAACAGGAAGUACCCACUGGCGACGAGAAGCCAAAAUCCCAUCGACUUCUAUAAAAAAUAAACAGUUAUUACUCAGUCAUUCUAUUUGUCAGAG